Molecule: messenger RNA, 1101 nt
Organism: Encephalitozoon cuniculi GB-M1
Lineage: Eukaryota; Fungi; Microsporidia; Unikaryonidae
Product: exonuclease 1
Exons: 1
Coding region: 1-1101 (366 amino acids)
Molecular function (GO): DNA binding; metal ion binding; 5'-flap endonuclease activity
Source: RefSeq, marked provisional
AUGGGAAUUUCUGGGCUUCUGCCCAUUGUGGCUCCCAAGCUUGUGAAAAAGCACAUAUCAAGCUAUAAGCGCCAGAGGGUAGGAGUUGAUGGACAUGCGUGGUUAUACCAGAUUCUUCCCUGUGUAGCCGAGGAGAUGUUUUUCAAGGUCCCUACGAAGAGGCAUGUCGAUCUGUUUGAGGAGAAGGUGAAGCUACUGGAAAGCUACGGGAUUAUACCUGUCAUUGUUCUGGACGGAGAUUUACUGUCCAGCAAGGAGGAGACAAACAGAAAGAGGAGGAUAAGAAAAGAAAAGAGCAGGAAGGAAGCAGAGUACUGGCUGAUGAGAAAUGACCCAGCAAAGGCCAAGGGAUUCAUGCGGCAGUGCAUAGCGGUUACAAGAGAGGUUGUGUCGGACAUUGCAAGGAUGCUGGAAAGAAUAAAUGUCGAGUACAUUAUUUCGCCCUAUGAAUCAGAUGCUCAGCUCUGCUUUCUGCAGAGAAUAGGAUAUAUAGACUGCAUUCUGACAGAGGACAGUGACCUGAUUCCCUAUGGAUCGAGCAAGGUGCUAUACAAAUUCGACAGCGCCUUUGUGCAGGAGUUCAAUAGAGAAUGCCUUUCAGAGGUAAAGGGCAAGGACUUUGAAGAGAACAUCCUUGAUAUCUCUAUACUCAGCGGCUGCGACUAUCUGGCCUCUAUACAGGGCGUUGGGGUUGUGACUGCCCACAGGCUUCUUUCCAGGGAAAAGACCGUCGAGAGGGUGGUCGAGUAUCUGAAGUACAGGAAGCCUGUUCCAAGCAGCUACCUGGAGGACUUUUCCAGGGCAAAGAAGACGUUUCUGCACCAGAUUGUGUAUGAUCCCAUACAGAAGAGAAGAAGACAUCUUCAGGAUGCAGGGGAGAAGCUAGAUUUCUUGGGCACCCUGAAGGAGGAGGAGUAUGUGGUUGAAAGUGCUCUUCCGGAGCUGUUCUUCAAGCCUUCAAGCAGAGCAAAGGCCAUCAAAAGGCACUUCAUUCCACUGGCAAGGAGGGAAGGCUCUGAAGAGCUAGAGGCGAGGAGGGACAAGAGAGAAAGGCACAGCCAGAGAGUGGACAUGCACACGCAUUCUCCAUACUUUAAGUAA